Molecule: messenger RNA, 2812 nt
Organism: Corythoichthys intestinalis (scribbled pipefish)
Lineage: Eukaryota; Metazoa; Chordata; Actinopteri; Syngnathiformes; Syngnathidae
Product: early growth response protein 1-like
Exons: 2
Coding region: 265-1443 (392 amino acids)
Biological process (GO): regulation of transcription by RNA polymerase II
Molecular function (GO): RNA polymerase II cis-regulatory region sequence-specific DNA binding; DNA-binding transcription factor activity, RNA polymerase II-specific
Source: RefSeq, a predicted model, not a curated record
AAUCCUGCUUGACGGAGGAAUCCUGUCUGAGUUUAUGUUUGUUACCGCCUGAAGAAGUGAAAACACAAACCGCGUCAUUCCCUCACAAUCACCUUAUCCGUCCACCCGGGGCUCUCCGUGGGAUCCCGGACCAGACCCGCACCCGCGUUGGCUUCUUCCGAAAGUCCGAGCCCCACAAAGAAGCAAGCCGGGUCGUCCUGUACGGUCCCCGGGCAAGAGGGGAGCCGGAGUGCCAGUGCGCCGGAGCGACCGACCCCUAGAGAGAUGGCCGCAACUAAAGCGGAGCUGUUGCUCUCGGCCCUGCAGAUAUCCGAACCCCUCGCCGGCUUUCCGCCUGUCGUGUCGCCGCUGGACGGCUACCCGAAGCUGGAGGAGCUGCAGAUGCUUCUGCAGAACGCCGCCGAGGGUGGAGCUCUGCUGAGCGGUGAAACCGGAGACUACGGAGACCUCCUGUCAGAACUGGCUGACCUGCAAAGCCUUCCCCCACUGACGCCCCGGAUCCCCCCUCUGGCGUACAGCGGCCGCUUCACCUUCGAGCAGUCUUCGGCAUCCGGAGGGGGCGGCAGCCUGUGGCCGGAGCCCCUCCUCAGCCUCUUGGGCGGUUUGGUCAGUGUGGCAGCUCCUUCUUCAUCGUCAGUGACGUCCACCCCAAGCUUCAGCUGUGUCCCCGCUGACACGGGCCUCCCUGUGGCGCCGACCUUCACCUCUAACCUCGACACCCAGCCAUCCUUCCUGUCGCAGGGUCCACCUCCAGCCUACCCUGCGUCCAAGUCUGUGCUCCCGGACUACGUCCUGCCUCAGUCGCAGGAUGCCGAGCCACACCUAAACAGGGACAGAAAUCCCCCGCACCCGCCGCUAACCCCCCUCUCCACCAUCAAGGCCUUCUCCUCCUCGCACGUACCAAACCAGCCACUCGAUACCCCCGCCUGCCAGCUCCCCAAGCUGUCCAGGAGAAAGUCACAAGGCAAAGGCUCCCAGGAGCGUCCUUACACGUGUCCGGCAGAGGGCUGCGACCGCCGCUUUUCGCGCUCGGACGAGCUGACCCGCCAUGUGCGUGUGCACACGGGCCAAAAACCCUUCCAGUGUCGGAUCUGCAUGCGCAGCUUCAGCCGCAGCGACCACCUGACCACUCACAUCCGUACCCACACGGGCGAGAAGCCCUUUGCCUGCAGCGAAUGUGGUCGCAAAUUUGCCCGUAGUGACGAACGCAAACGGCACACCAAGAUCCACCAGCGGCACCGGGACCACAACGCUAACCGUGUCCCUCCGCCAGUCACCGCCACGCCUCCCGCCACUUCCUCGGCUUGCUCCUCCUCUUACUCCUCACCUGCUCACGGCUCCCCCUCGCCCACGCCUUCCAUCUUUACCCCUUCCUCCUUCCCAAGUUUCCCCAACCUCAGCCGCUCUUCGUCCCCUCAGUCGGAGCGGCCUUUGCUAACAUGAAGUCGGACCUCUGAGAGUUUCACUGAGGGCAAACAUUACAAGUAAAACAUUAUAGCUGUGAGCAGUGAACAAGACCAUGCACUUGCUUUUUACCAGAAAAAAAAUGAUCAUCAAACAAUUAACUCAUGAGUUAAUUAUUUUGCGGCCAUUUACAGAAAUAGACAUCCAAUUCAUUUUGACUGGGAGGGUUAGCUUCAAUAAUUUGUUGAGUUGAAAACUGCAUUUUAUGUUUACUGGGGUUAUCUUUGUUGCGAGGGCUCAGCGUAGAAAACAGUUUGAGGGAGGAGCAAAUAUUUGUCUAGUUAAUCUUUUUAACAAUGGAUGCCGUCGACAGGUAGGCUAUAGACGUUAGGGGUGUGACAAAAUAUCGAAAUGGUGAUAUAUCGUGAUACGUUGUAUCCCAUAAGGUUAUCGAUAUGCUCCUGUCAACAAUCGAGAUAUCGUUUAAAAAAGGUGUCAAUUUUUUAGCUGCCAUUGACGGUGCUAGACGCCCAAUCCAUUUACACUGGGAAGGUUCGUUCAUUCCAAACCAGGGCAUUCACAGUCAUUCGGUCCGAUUUUCGAGGCAUUUACAGCUUACUUGCUGUUCAUUUUAGGGUAUUUACACGUCAUUUCCUGUUGAGUUUGAGUCAUUGCCUAUUCAUUUGGGUGAUUCCCAGGUCACUGCCUGUUCUGUAACGCAAAAUAAACAGGAAGUGACCCAUAAAAUACCCCAAAAUCAACAGUAAGUAACUGAAAAUCAACAGGUAAAUGGCCCAAAAUUACCUCAUUGCCUGGCAUUGGCUUCCUCUUACGGCCAUAGACGGUCAAUCCGUUUGAAGUGGGAGGGAUGGCAGCGAAUGAAUGUUCAUUCGCUGCCAUCCCUCUCACUUCAAACGGAUUGAACGUCUACUAGUGAUAAACUCAUUCUCAUUCACAGCAGAAGCUUGUUUUUCUGUUUAUUAGUUUUUUGUAGACUAUCCUAGAAUGAUUUCCUGACCAAUGUAUCCAUAAUCGUUGUAUCGCCAUAUCGUCAGAUCAUCGUUAUCGUGAGCUUUGUAUCGCAAAUCGUAUCGUACCGUGAGGUACCAAGAGGUUCCCACUCCUAAUAGACGUAUAGUCCAAAAUUGAUUGCACCUCUAUCGCCGUUAACGGCAGGGAAUUAGCUAGAAACUCUAAAAGCCUCAUGAAACAAUCUUUUUAUGAACAGUUUUUGUUAAUAUAUGUACAAAUUCACUGUGGUGUGUAUAUAUAUGUGUAUAUAUAGUCAUAUUUUUGUACAAAUGUAUAUUUUAUUUACCUAUCAUGAAGAUUUGUAUGUUCAACGCAGUCAAAACCAAAUGUGAUUAAAAAAUGUUCAUCACAAUAAUUGCAUCACAUGUUCUUCACU